AUGGCCUCUAUCUUCUGCGCUAUUUCUUUUAUAAAAAGCGUUUUUGUCACAAGUUCAGAAAAAUAUUGUACCAGGUCUGCGGUCUACCGAACAGCAACUAAUGAAUUUGCUAAAUAUAAGUUUAAAGCAUUUUAUAUGAAAGAAUCAUCGCUUAUUGAAGAAUUGACUGAAAAAACUAUCACUAUGAUAAUUGGUUGUUUUGUAUUUGAAGAUGAGUUAAAUGUUACAGUUUCUCAAAGUGUAUCUUUGCAAAUUAAAACAUUACAAAACGAACCUAACAUUUACGAUCUGCCAAUUGCACCUACUUUCAGAAUUUUUUCUGCACCUGUUCAAAACCCUUCUAAACCACAUGGUGACAGUGCAAUCUUUUGUUUAAAAAAGGGAGUCUAUAAUAGUAUGAAUGGAAAAACUACUGAUUUGUCAGUUAUAUGCAAGUAUAAUCCAAAUCCGAAAGGUUGCCAUUCGAAUGUAGCUGAAGCUACACAUUGUCAAACUGUUAUUUCUGUUGCUGGUGAACUAAUUUUUGUUGAGAAAUCUAUUUUUGUGUUAUGUGAAGCAAUAGAAUGGAAUUAUUAUGUAAUGCGAGAAAAUUCAAAAUUGCAGUUGUGUGAUGGGACAGAACCU
This is a messenger RNA of Dentiscutata erythropus, 624 nucleotides long. NCBI's taxonomy places the organism in Eukaryota, Fungi, Glomeromycota, Glomeromycetes, Diversisporales, Gigasporaceae. The record is from the annotation of a GenBank genome assembly.